GUCCCGGAGCUGCCGCAGUGCCACCCGCCCUGUCCCGGCCCGCGCUCCGGCUCCGCCGGCGGCCCGCACCUGCUCCGGCCAUGAUGAGCUUCAGCGGCGCGGACGCGCUGCUGGGCGCCCCGUUUGCGCCGCUGCAUGGAGGCGGCGGCCUGCACUACGCGCUGGCCCGCAAGGGCGGGACGCGCUCCGGCACCGGCUCCUCCAGCGGCUUCCACUCGUGGGCGCGGACGUCCGUGAGCUCCGUGUCGGCCUCGCCAAGCCGCUUCCGUGGUGCCGGCGCCGCUUCGAGCACCGACUCUCUAGACACGCUGAGCAACGGGCCGGAGGGCUGCGUGGUGGCGGCGGCGGCGGCACGCAGCGAGAAGGAGCAGCUGCAGGCCCUGAACGACCGCUUCGCGGGCUACAUCGACAAGGUGCGGCAGCUCGAGGCGCACAACCGCAGCCUGGAGGGCGAGGCGGCGGCGCUGCGGCAGCAGCAGGCGGGCCGCGCCGCCAUGGGUGAGCUGUAUGAGCGCGAGGUGCGCGAGAUGCGCGGCGUCGUGUUGCGCCUGGGCACGGCGCGCGGUCAGCUGCGCCUGGAGCAGGAGCACCUGCUCGAGGACAUCGCACACGUGCGCCAGCGCCUCGACGACGAGGCCCGGCAGCGCGAGGAGGCUGAAGCAGCGGCGCGCGCACUCGCGCGUUUCGCGCAGGAGGCCGAGGCGGCACGAGUCGAGCUGCAGAAGAAGGCGCAGGCACUGCAGGAGGAGUGCGGCUACCUACGGCGCCACCACCAGGAAGAGGUGGGCGAGCUGCUCGGCCAGAUCCAGGGCUGCGGGGCCGCGCAGGCGCAAGCGCAGGCCGAGGCGCGCGACGCUCUCAAGUGCGACGUGACGUCGGCGCUACGCGAGAUCCGCGCUCAGCUCGAAGGCCAUGCGGUGCAGAGCACGCUGCAGUCGGAGGAGUGGUUCCGAGUACGGCUGGACCGACUGUCAGAGGCAGCCAAGGUGAACACAGAUGCCAUGCGCUCAGCACAGGAGGAGAUCACUGAGUACCGGCGCCAGCUGCAGGCCAGGACCACAGAGCUGGAGGCCCUGAAAAGCACGAAGGAUUCGCUGGAGAGGCAGCGCUCUGAGCUGGAGGACCGGCAUCAAGCUGACAUUGCAUCCUACCAGGAUGCCAUUCAGCAGCUAGACAGUGAGCUGAGGAACACCAAGUGGGAGAUGGCAGCCCAGCUCCGAGAGUACCAGGACCUGCUCAACGUCAAGAUGGCCCUGGAUAUUGAGAUUGCUGCGUAUAGAAAACUCCUGGAAGGUGAAGAGUGUCGGAUUGGCUUUGGCCCAAUUCCUUUCUCUCUCUCUGAGGGACUCCCCAAGAUUCCCUCUAUAUCCACUCACAUAAAAGUCAAGAGUGAAGAGAAGAUAAAGGUAGUAGAAAAGUCAGAAAAGGAAACUGUGAUUGUGGAGGAACAGACAGAAGAGACCCAGCUGACUGAAGAAGUCACCGAGGAAGAGGAAAAAGAGGCCAAAGAGGGAGAAGAGGAAGCAGCGGAAGAAGAAGUAGAAGCACCGAAGUCUCCCGCAGCGGAAGAGGCUGAAUCUCCAGAAAAGGAAGCCAAGUCCCCAGCUGAGAGCAAGUCUCCAGAGAAAGAAGAGGCCAAGUCACCAGCUGAGGUCAAGUCUCCAGAGAAAGAAGAGGCCAAGUCACCAGCUGAGGCCAAGUCUCCAGAGAAAGAAGAGGCCAAGUCACCAGCUGAGGUCAAGUCUCCAGAGAAAGAAGAGGCCAAGUCACCAGCUGAGGUCAAGUCUCCAGAGAAGCCCAAGUCCCCUGUGAAAGAAGAGGCCAAGUCACCAGCUGAAGCCAAGUCCCCAGUGAAGCAAGAGGCCAAGUCACCUGCUGAGGUCAAGUCUCCAGAGAAGACUAAGUCUCCUGUGAAAGAUGAAGCAAAAUCACCUACUGAGGUCAAGUCUCCUGAGAAGGCCAAGUCCCCAGUGAAGGAGGAAGCAAAGUCACCAGCUGAGGCCAAGUCCCCAGACAAAGAAAAGUCCCCAGUGAAGGGCGAAGCAAAAUCACCAGCUGAGGCCAAGUCUCCUGAGAAGGCCAAGUCCCCAGUGAAAGAGGAAGUGAAGUCCCCCGAGAAGGCCAAAUCACCAGUAAAGGAAGAGGCCAAGUCUCCAGCUGAGGUGAAAUCUCCUGAGAAACCCAAGAGCCCAGUGAAGGAGGAAGCCAAGUCCCCUGCAGAGGUCAAGUCCCCAGACAAGGCCAAGUCCCCUGUGAAGGAAGAAGCAAAGUCCCCUGAGAAGGCCAAGACUCUUGAUGUGAAGUCUCCAGAAGCCAAAACUCCAGUGAAGGAGGAAGCAAAGUCCCCUGCAGACACCAAAUCCCCUGAAAAAGCCAAAAGCCCAGUCAAGGAGGUCAAGUCCCCCGAGAAGGCCAUAUCUCCUGCAAAGGAGGAUGCCAAGGCUCCUGAGAAGGAAGUCCCAAAGAAGGAAGAGGUGAAGUCCCCCUCAAAGGAGGAGAAGCCCCAGGAAGUGAAAACCAAAGAGCCCCCAAAGAAGGUGGAGGAAGAGAAGGUCCCAGCCACACCAAAAACUGAGGAGAAGAAGGACACCAAGAAAGAUGAAGCGCCCAAAAAGGCGGCUCCGAAGCCUGAGGCUGAGGAGAAAAAGGAAGCUGCUGUAGAAAAGCCCAAGGAAUCCAAACCUGAAGCCAAGAAGGAACAGGUUGAAGACAAGAAAAAAGCAGUGACCCCGGAGAAGGAGACUCCUGCCAAGGUGGAGGUAAAGGAAGAGGCUAAGCCCAAGGAGAAGACUGAGGCGGCCAAGAAGGAACCAGAUGACGCCAAGGUCAAAGAACCCAGCAAGCCGGCGGAAAAGGAGCCGGAAAAGCCAAAGAAGGAGGAGGCACCAGCAGCACCAGAAAAGAAAGACACCAAGGAGGAGAAAGUUACAGAGGCCAAGAAGCCUGAGGAGAAGCCUAAGGCCAAGGAAGAUGACAAGAGCCUCUCAAAGGAGCCCAGCAAGCCCAAGACGGAGAAGGCCGAAAAAUCCUCUAGCACAGACCAAAAAGACAGCAAGCCGUCAGAGAAAUCCUCAGAGGACAAGGCCACCAAGGGCGAGAAGUAAGGCAGAAGAGAAAGGAACAUCCAGAGCAGCCAAAGAAACUCAGGAGUGUCCUGAAGUUCAAGGGUCAGUGCAUUAAAUUGUCAUUUUUCUUCCUUUUCUUUCUAUAAGAAGAAACUCUGCUUUGAUGUUGGGCCCUCCUUCGCCAAACAGGAAUUUCUAUUAGCAAUAUGUUAGCAAGAGAGGGCACUCCCGGCCCCCAGAACCUCAUGCCCCAAACCCUUCCCAGGCGAAGGACAAUUACGUUAUGAUAGCUUAUGUAGCCAAAUGUGACAUACGCCGAAUGCCACUCGUAAACACUUGACUACAGAAACUGCCCCCCUCCUUUCCAAAUAAGUGCAUUUAUUUCCCGUAUGUACAACUGACAGAUGACCGCAAUAAUGAAUGAGCAGUUAGAAACACAUUAUGCUUGAGAUGUCUUAACCUAUUCCCGAAUGCCUUCUGUUUUCCAAAGGAGUGGCCGAGCCUUUACCCAGCGCUCUCUGUCCUGGAAGAGCUGAAGCAGGUGGGGCUAGGCGCUGGCCACUUGGUCACGCCAGGGCGCACUUUCCACUGGAGUCCACCUCCAAUUGCUUCUGUGCAAUAAAACCAAGUGCUUCUAAAAUGAAAA
Molecule: messenger RNA, 3711 nt
Organism: Chinchilla lanigera (long-tailed chinchilla)
Lineage: Eukaryota; Metazoa; Chordata; Mammalia; Rodentia; Chinchillidae
Gene: Nefh
Product: neurofilament, heavy polypeptide
Exons: 4
Coding region: 81-3104 (1007 amino acids)
Biological process (GO): axon development
Cellular component (GO): axon; neurofilament
Molecular function (GO): structural constituent of postsynaptic intermediate filament cytoskeleton
Source: RefSeq, a predicted model, not a curated record